ACGCCUACAAUCUUAGAACUAGAGUUAUAAUAACAUAACUAUCGUUAUCUCUAUCACUCUGGGUCCGGCUAAACAGCGGCAGCGGCGCUACUGGGCUAACACACCUUUCAUUCUCACCAAAGAGACUCAUAGAGAGAUUAUCGAACAGCGACGAUGGACAGGAAGACAUUGUUUUCUUUGCGGACUCAACUGACCCCUGCUUCCAUCAUGAUGGCGGACAGGGAGUCCUACACCGAGAUGACCAGGCUUGUCCCCGCCCCCCCUACUGAGGCCCAGCCCCCGGGCCUUAACCCCCGCUACAAUCUUAGGGAUAGGCUCCCCUGGUGGGCUGCCCCAGCUGGUGGCAGCAAUGAGAGGAUCGUCCUCCCUCCCCCUGCUGAGGCCAAGCCCCCGGGCCUUAACCCCCGCUACCCUCGUGAGGGUAGGCUGCCUUGGUUGGCUGUGGCUGAGGAGGCUGACGGCCAGGAAGCCUGGAUCACGGCGGCCCACUCCGACACCGUGUCCCCCCAUGCAUGGGCUCUGGGUGCCGCCUCGAGCCAGGGGACUUCCCCGGGCCAAACCCCCCCUACUGAGGCCAAGCCCCCGGGCCUUAACCCCCGCUACAAUCUUAGGGAUAGGCACCCCUGGUUGGCUGCCCCAGCUGGUGGCAGCAAUGAGAGGAUCGUCCUCCCUCCCCCUGCUGAGGCCAAGCCCCCGGGCCUUAACCCCCGCUACCCUCGUGAGGGUAGGCUGCCUUGGUUGGCUGUGGCUGAGGAGGCUGACGGCCAGGAAGCCUGGAUCACGGCGGCCCACUCCGACACCGUGUCCCCCCAUGCAUGGGCUCUGGGUGCCGCCUCGAGCCAGGGGACUUCCCCGGGCCAAACCCCCCCAGAUCGGGUGACCCCUCACCACGACCUCCUAGUGAACAUGGCGACGACCACAAAGAAACACGCUGACCUCGUGUCUGAGCCAUUGGGCAGGAAGAGGUCAGACGCUCUGCCCGGCAUCGGAAGAAUUCUCGGACAGAGGCUGGCGUCGAAGGGCUUUGAAAAGGCCUCCAUGGUGGUGGGUCAUUACAAUGUGCUGGGGAAGGACGAGGUGCGCUUCAAUCGCUGGCUGCACAACACAUGCGGGGCGAAUAAUAAACAGCAAUACGACUGCCACAAGGCCAUCAAGGAGUGGACCGAUUCCUACAUGUAGGCCGCUCUCCUCUUUUAUCACACAUCCUUCUCUACUCUUUUUGUUUCUUUUUUUUGGCCUGAAACGUAAGCUCGCUGACUGUUCAGGGACGCAACAACGACAUCAACAUAAAACCAGAUGGUUGUUUGAGACUUUGCUCAGUUUGACUCGUUUUAAGAAAACAGCUCUAUACUUUUUGGAUCUAAAUGAUCUGAAACAAAUGUCUACUUUAACUCAUGAAUCAAUGCCAUAAUCAAUGCCAUAAGCAAACUAAAAAUGGUGCACUAUGAUUACACAAUAUGAUAUUAUGGGGUGUGCAGUGUUUAAUAGUAAAGGGUGAACAUGGCUAAAUAUGUCAAUGUCAUAAAAUGUUAUGGUUGUUAAGGCAACCAAGCAGAAACAAUAAUAAUAACAAUAAAGAAACAAUAAAACAAGAAUUUUGAUCGA
Gadus morhua (Atlantic cod) is the source of this 1605-nucleotide messenger RNA. RefSeq lists its product as uncharacterized. The transcript has 4 exons. The record is from RefSeq and is a predicted model, not a curated record. Gene Ontology annotation, biological process: chromosome organization. Gene Ontology annotation, molecular function: DNA binding. Gene Ontology annotation, cellular component: condensed chromosome; nucleus. The coding region runs from base 154 to 1179 and encodes 341 amino acids. NCBI's taxonomy places the organism in Eukaryota, Metazoa, Chordata, Actinopteri, Gadiformes, Gadidae.